Molecule: messenger RNA, 2626 nt
Organism: Leptomonas pyrrhocoris
Lineage: Eukaryota; Euglenozoa; Kinetoplastea; Trypanosomatida; Trypanosomatidae
Exons: 1
Coding region: 248-2626 (792 amino acids)
Source: RefSeq, a predicted model, not a curated record
GAACCACCACAGUGAGAACCCGCUCACCUCAUCCCACGCCACGGAAAAAUCAGCAACAACAGGUGCGACUGGCCAAGGUCCUUCGACGCCUACCUUUGCUUUUUUUUCCCUUCUCCCCUUCGCGUGAACUAACGCUUACGUUGCCGAGGAAACGGGCUCCUACUCUUGCCACCCCAGACGCUCUUCAUAUUUAAUAGUAGUAUCAACGCAGAAGGGAGCUGUUGAGGAAGUAGAACGGAGAACAACAAUGCUUCGUCGAACAUGGACCUGUUUCAUGACUCUGGCAGAGGCGCAACGACUCGUUGACGAUGUCAGCGGGCGUCCAGCCUCUAUCCCCUCCACUGCCGCCACCGCCACCGCCACCCUUCCCAACGUUCUCAGCGCGCUGACGGAGCACUACCGCCAAGGAGGCGAGGCCUUCACAAGGGCGGCUCUGCAGCGUGUGGUGCAGCUGGACCAAUCCAACGAAGACACGCAACACGUCGCCGACACGUGCCUGUCCGAUACCUCAACGGGAGUGGCAGCAGCGACAGCAACAACCACAGAAGGAGUUGCGGCGCAGCCGGCGUCUCGCCACUUAAUCACGGAGCUCCUCCGCACCUACCCACACAGCCCCGAGAUUCGAGAGCGGUGCUGCCGCUGCAUCGCAAACGUGUGUCAGCUGGGCACCGACACCGCAUCGGACGACGGCAACGCCAGCGCUAGCCACAACGACGCUGGCGUUGCUGUGGUUGCGUCGCAGUCGUCCAGCGACGGCGCCUAUCCGCCUUCUCAUCAUUCGCCGUUGGCGGACGCUUUGGUGGACGAGGGAGCAGUGGAGCUCAUUCUUGGUACACUAGUCAUGGCUGGCCGUCUCAGUCCGCGUGGGCGGUGCUGGGCUGCCAUGGCCAUGCUGAACAUCACCUGCAUGUCGCACAACGGUGCAGCGCGAGCGACGAAGGCGGGCGCAGUCGACCGCGUGGCGGAGUACAUUUUAUUUCUGCUGGACGAUGCCGCCGUCUCCACUGCCGCUGCCGCCCCUGCAGCGACGACCGCGGCGUCCUCUUCGGCUGGCCCGGUGCGUGGACUGUCAGAAGAAACGGCGAUAGCGCUCGAUGCGGCGCUGGGGGCCCUGACCGCCCUGUUGGCAGCAGAGGCGCCGGAGAACGCAUCUGGGAUUUCGUUUAAUUACGAGGCCGCCAGCUACGUUGCGGUGGACGCAGUGGUGCGUGCCCUCCUCUUCACCUCGGCGUUGCUGGUGCGAGACGGCCGUAACGACGGCGCAUACGGCGCCUCGCUGCCCGCGCGCCGCUACGGCACGGUCGUGUUCCCGGCCGCCUCGGUGACGCAGCAGACGGCGGUGGUCGUGCUGCUGCCGCUGCUUCACAAGGCGUGGAUGGCGCUACAGGAGGUUUCCAGCUGCCCAACGAACCUGCCGAUGGUCUUUGAUGUCGUGUACGAGGCGGCGAAUGCCAAUCAGGAGAGUAUGGUGGUGGAGAGCGAGAGCGUGACGGGUGGCUCGGAGGAGGUGCUGGAGGUGACGGCGCAGACGGAGCGGCAGUACGUCGCCGCCCUGUCCAGCAUGAUUGACGCAGCACUGUUUGUGACGACGGAGUUGGAGGGGUUGGACGCGAUAGGAGCAGAGGAGCUCGUGCGGCUGCAGAAGGAUGUGCAGCUCAAUGUGAUGGACACGAUGCAGUCCAUGACCGCGUCUCGGAAAGACUUGGCACGGAAGAACGCGAGAGAAUGCAAUUCAGCAACCACAGGAGUUAGCAACAGCAGCAUCGGUGUGGAAGAGGAUCACCCCGGUGACAGCGAUGCUGCGGCGGACGCGUCCGGCGUGUAUCCGACUGCUGCGGCGAUGGGCGUGACGGAUGUGCUGGCGUCUGGCACCGUCAGCAACAUGGCUCUCGCCUGCGCCGUGCGUCUGCACACGGAGCAUCGGGAACACCGCCGUGGUGGUGGUGGGGCGGAGAUCGGGGCUGCUGCGGUGGCGGCUCCGUACAACACGCACGACUUCACGUUGCUGUCGCGGUCGCUGGUGGUGCUGGCGAACGUGGCUGAGGUCGGUGAUGAAGCCGCCACCUCUGCAAACGCCGUGGCGGCGUUGCAGACCAUUUUGGUCGACGCAGUGGAGGAUGUCGUGGCACUGCCGCGGACCUACAAAUCGGACCUUGCAGACUUGUUCAAGCCCACCGAUGACGGCGAACACGCGUCUCCCUCGUCUUCUUGUGCGCAGCGCGGUGCGAUACGCGAAGCUGAUCGUCUGAUCUUUUUGCAGCAGGCUGCGCUGGUGGGUCAGGUGUACGCGGUGCUGUGGAGCACGCUGCGCACGGCGCAAGGCGUGGCGACGGUGUCGCAGCUGCGGGUACUGCAGACGGCGAAGGAGGUGCAGAUGUCACUGCGCGAGUCGUACCUGCCGGCGGUGGAAGCAGCAAAGAUGCGCCACGGCGCCUCCUCGUCCUCUUCUCCUUUGACGGAUGAACGCACUUCAGAGGAAGCUGCUGCGGCUGGCAAGAAGGAAGCAUGGGUGCCCAACACUGUGGAGGAGACAGUGGUGCGUCUGCUGAAGCUAUCUGACGAGCUUAUCGACAACCUGUCGAGGUUGGCCGAGACGAACCGAUCUGCCGGCGUCACUCUUCAGUAG